Messenger RNA from Paraglomus occultum, 128 nucleotides. The record is from the annotation of a GenBank genome assembly. NCBI's taxonomy places the organism in Eukaryota, Fungi, Glomeromycota, Glomeromycetes, Paraglomerales, Paraglomeraceae.
GCAAAGACAUAUCCAGAAUGCGUGAUCAAGGGUACGCUCCCGAGUUGCGAGUUGAAAAAAUCAGCGGAACAAGGGGACCGGAGAAGCAUCUAGGCAUUAAAAAGUCUGAAGAUCGAUUUUCGGUAUGA